GCCGCGUGCUGUUAUCGGGCUACACGGAUGGGUGCCCCACAUGUAGGAGCAAAAAUCAACCCGAUAUCUGACGGCAAAUCACCAUUUUUAAUGACUGGAUGUGUCGGUGAAAAGCUACACAAACCUUUGUACUCAGAUAUAGUUCUGAACAAUACCAUUGGGCGCAUGCUUAGAAAUCGUGGAUAAUUUGGUAGAAAUUGCUCUGAGACCAUGAGUUGCAGAUGGGGGACGGAGCUGUGGGACCAGUUUGACAACUUGGAAAAACACACCCACUGGGGCAUUGAGUUUGUGGAGAAGUAUACAAAAUUUGUCAAAGAGAGAUCUGAAAUUGAAAUCAGCUAUGCAAAGCAAAUCAGAAAUCUAUCGAAAAAAUAUCAGCCCAAGAAAAACUCAAGAGAGGAAGAUGAAUACAAGUACACGUCCUGUCGGGCUUUCCUGAUGACCCUGAACGAGCUGAACGACUAUGCGGGACAACACGAAGUCAUGGCUGAGGAUCUCACCACUCACAUCAUCUGUGAGCUGACGCGAUACAUCCAGGAGUUAAAAGCAGAGAGGAAAUCGCAUUUCCAUGAUGGCCGCAGAGCUCAGCAACACAUUGAGAAUUCUUGGAAACAACUAGAAUCCAGUAAACGGAGAUUUGAGAGAGACUGUAAGGAGGCGGAUAGAGCCCAGCAGUACUUCGACAAGAUAGAUGCUGACAUCAACGUGACUAAAGCAGAUGUCGAAAAGCGGUGCUAUCUCAAGGCCAGACAUCAGGCCCAGAUGAAACACCAAGUGGCAGAGGACAGCAAGAAUGAAUACCUCACCUUCCUGCAGAAGUUCAACAAAGAGCAGAAUGCACAUUAUCAUACCCUCAUACCUCACAUCUUUCAGAAACUACAGGAGAUGGAAGAAAAACGUAUAGAGAGAGUGGGAGAGUCUAUGAAGACUUACGCAGAGGUCGAUCGGAAAGUGCUACCUAUUGUUGGCAAAUGUUUAGAUGGUAUGACCAAAGCAGCAGAAUCCAUAGAGCCAAAAAUGGACACCAAGCAUGUGGUGGAAUCCUACAAGUCUGGCUUCGAGCCACCCGGCGACGUAGAGGUUGAGGACUAUAGUCUGUCUAUGAGGCGGACAGUGUCAGAGUCCAGCUAUCUAAACUCGCAAGGGGAGAGCAAGCCCAGCCGCAGCAACAGCAGGGGAAAACUGUGGCCUUUCAUCAAGAGAAACAAGCUUAUGUCUUUGUUAGCUUCCCCACGCCAACCACCCCCUCCCCCCCCUACCUCCCCAUCACCUGCUGCCGUGCCCAACGGCCCCCAGUCUCCCCAGCAACCCAGUGAGCCCCUCUCCCACCGCCUCAACGAGUUCAUGACCUCCAAACAUAAAAUGCAAUGCUUAAGGAGUCUGAAGCGUGGGCUUUCUCUCAAGCUGGGUUCUGGCCCUGAAGAUUGUAGUCACCUGCCUCCUGAACAGAGGAGGAAGAAGCUCCAGGCCAAAAUCAAUGACAUCAACAAGGAAAUACAAAAAGAGAUGGAUCAGAGGGAGGCUCUGUCUAAAAUGAAGGACGUGUACAUAAAGAACCCACACAUGGGGGACGCCAACAGUGUGGACCCACGAUUAGAGGAGAUCUGCCAAAAUACUGACAAGUUACAACUGGAUGCAAGGAAAUAUGAAGCCUGGCUGUUAGAGGUGGAGACCAGGUUAGCAGAGAAGAGUGACAAACACAGACCACCAAGUGGAUUGUACAACUCCCAGACUACUACAACAGUGAACAACAACUGUGCACAUGUCAACCGAGAGAGCCCGGACGGAAGCUACACAGAGGAUCAUAGCACAGAGCAUCACCUCAAAUCUCGGAGCACCGACUUUGAUGACGACUUUGAUUACGAGGACCCACUCCCCACUAUCGGAACCUGCAAAUCACUCUACCCUUUCGAAGGUCAGAACGAAGGCACCAUUUCCAUGACCGAGGGGGAGCUGCUGUAUGUCAUCGAGGAGGAUAAGGGUGACGGGUGGACGCGGGUGCGCAGGAACGAGGAUGAAGAGGGAUACGUACCCACAUCUUACAUCAAGGUCUUUUUCGACACAAAUGCCAAAGGUGCUAUGACAUACAUAUAAUUGUCAUUGUUUGAGAGAGGGGAAAUGGGUGGAGCAGCAAAAACAAAUAUCCUGACAUUUCAAACCCCCUGAACUCUGGUGUUUCAGAAAUAUCACAGAACCAUUUGAGACGGAACUCUCAGAACAACGGACUGUAUUUACAUUUAUACUUUAUGCUUUUUACGUUCUACCAUUUUGCACCCGUUGAAACUGAUUUUGGAAAAGUGUUUGUUUGUGUGUAUGAAGACGUGUGGAUGUGAUAAGUUGUCAGAACCAAGUUAAGUUGUCUCGACCCCACUGUCGAUAUCAGCUACGCCUUGCUUCUAGCACUAAUAAUAAUAACCAAUGUCAAUUUAUUGAUUUAUUUGACCAACAAAAUACAGUUUCUCAUAUUAGAGAGCAUUGCAUCUAAACAUAUCAAUUCCUAUUUGGAAUAGCUAUUAUUGCAUGCCUAAAGGGAGGUUCGUUAUGCUCUGCCAGCCUGCACUGCAUUGCAUUAACAGUACAUCGCAAAUCUGCACUUGAGCAACCAUCAUUGGCAGGAGAUUACUGAGAGAUUGCCUCUCUGCUUCACAAAUUAAAUCAGUUGUUGCAUGUGGCAUGUUUCAAAGAGGACAUGCCUGUUUACACAGCAAAGGUAAAGAACAUGGCUUGCAUGUUAUCUUGAUUAGGAUGGUACAACAGACUAGUAACAUAUUCUCUUCUACAAACGGUUGUUGACUCUCCUCCAAAAUCUGACGAAGGGGCUUCAUUGAAGCGCCUAAAUGACUGAAUGUUGUGCGAGGUUUACAGUGGUGUUCUCGACAGACAAACGUUCAUUUCAUUCUGAGACACAUGGUAACGCACCCACUACCAUUCUAUCAUUGGCAUGUGAUUAAUCUUUUUUUUUUUAGAAUGAAUAAUAUAUCCCUGCUUUGCUUUUUUUAUUUGAUACGGAGUUGUUCUGCAUGCUUGAGCCAAUUGAUAAGUCAAAGUAAGUCAAAUCAGACAUAGUAUUGCAACCAGGUGAUAUUCCUCUGUUUGGAAAAUGUUUAACACAUGUAGCCUCAAGUUUUCUGUACGUUGAUUUGCCAUUGACGGUCAGAAACCUGCUCUCGUGCAGCACAGACUCAACUCUAGGGAAACGUAAUCUGCCACCAUCAUUUUCAGAAUGUGAAGGAAUGUCAUGGAAUGACUUUCCUCGUGUCUUGAUGCAUCACCUCUAACAUGUCGUGUCAUUUUUGUUUGUUUGCUUUUUUUGUUUGCUUUUUUUCUUAUUGCAGAUUCCUAAAAGUCUUUGGCUCGCACAGGGAUGGCAGGGCACAGGUCCUUCAAAAAGUGCCCUCUUCUUAAAACUGUAGUCAGAGAGACGACAGACUAAAGGGACAAGUUGCAAGGCAGUCCAGUUUGCGACCCAGUACAGGAAUCCAUUGUGGGGUUCUGUUGAAUGGAGCAAAAACAACACACAUUGCGGGGCAACCACCAUUUCUAGUCAUUUUCCUAUUGAUUGUUUCUGCAAGCUUGCUUGUUGUUUUUCUAACUGCAGAUGAGUAUGUUCAUGUUGUGGCUGCUUGCUAUUCUACUGUACCUUGAGCCCAGGGGCGGUACCUGUUUAAGGGGAGGGGGGAGUCUGAGACGGCCUUGUUACAUAUUGACUAUUCCAAACCUGCCUUCAAGCUAUCAUCACAACAAACACUACAACUUAGGAAAAUACCCAUGGAAAACACCACUACACUUGGGCUGGAAUUGAAUUGCUUAAUCCCCAUGGCAAAGCCACUGUGUCUGCGCCACACAAAAACAUGUUUACAGUAAUGUCAAUUAGAUAACAGUCCAAGUCUUUCUUAGCACUGGAACAAUGUUGCUGAUUUUCCAGGGGAAUUCAAUUCCAGCUCUUAUUCAACACAGUAAUGCCUCACGAUUACUGUACACACCCAUGUUUCUAUUUAGGGGUAUAUAGGUUAUAUACCGAUCAUACUUAAAUGACACCGAUUGUUGGCUUGCAACAAAUCUGCACACAUUUGUUUUGGCACCAAAUUUACCUUUGAGUUUUAGUUGGAAACUUUGACAAAUGAGUGCAUUGUGUUAUAGUCUAACUCAAGCACUCAGUGCAGGUCUACUGGUAAGCAUACAAUCUGAGCGGAGAUGACGGAUCUCUCAUUUUGCUUUCUCCUAUUGCCUUUCAAUAUGAGUGACAGCUGCUCUCUCUGGCUACACCGCCAUACAUGCAGUAACUAUGGUGAUUGUCUCACAACUCUUUGUCCGUCUCUCACACUUUGCUUUUCCUUUUCUCUCUCUUUCUGGCUACUUGUGGUGGCGGAAGCUACUCUUCGGUUGGCGCUGUGUUUCUCUACGCAUGCAUGCUCGCCCUGUCAUGCCUGUGCCAGUCCUAUCGGGAGUCUGACUAUCUAUUACGUUAACUCAUCACUUAUGGGGUCCUGCCUUGGUCCUUUCUUACCCUGUGUUUGUGCCUGUGGUUUUGUCAUUUUAACAAAACGUGUUUGUGAUUUCUUUUGUCAAUGCAAGCAUGACCAUUUUGCUUCCUCAAGGAAUUAUUGAUAUGUCCAUGCAGUUUUGCCAUCUUCCAGAGAGACACUGACAGUUUCAUAUCUCACUUCUGUUUUAAAGCUUAUUUUCACUGAAGUUAAUCUGGGAGCUGCAGCUCUUUGCAUUAGCUGAUUACCAACCCAAACUGACAAAUGGCAGUAUUUGUAUGUCUACUGAUAGAGAUGCAUAUUACCGAACUGAAGUUUCAGUGUAUUCUAGAAGUAUUUUGUGCUUUGAAUUCACUGUGUACUGUUCCUUAUACUGUACAGAACUGGUGUGAAAGCAAGGUUUGUUUCUUGACUGUUGACAUUAAUGAUGUAAUUAUAUACCCUGGUGUGCGAUAUGUGAUAACUAUAUGCUAAAGCUUGGAAUCAUGCUUAUUCUUUUUCUUAGUCAAAUAAUGCCAGUUUUAUUUAUUUUGAGAAGAAUAAUACCUCUGUUCUACGUUGGGAUUUGUUUCACCUAGAAAUGUUUUCUGAAAUCUAAUAUACUAUGUUGGAGUUUGGAAAUAAAUGACACUAUGAAAUGGAAAUAA
Molecule: messenger RNA, 5131 nt
Organism: Oncorhynchus nerka (sockeye salmon)
Lineage: Eukaryota; Metazoa; Chordata; Actinopteri; Salmoniformes; Salmonidae
Product: formin-binding protein 1-like
Exons: 17
Coding region: 211-2094 (627 amino acids)
Biological process (GO): signal transduction; endocytosis
Molecular function (GO): protein binding
Source: RefSeq, a predicted model, not a curated record